This is a messenger RNA of Eimeria maxima, 1194 nucleotides long. RefSeq lists its product as hypothetical. The record is from RefSeq and is a predicted model, not a curated record. Gene Ontology annotation, cellular component: vacuolar membrane. The transcript is spliced from 4 exons. Gene Ontology annotation, biological process: protein localization to vacuole. Lineage: Eukaryota; Apicomplexa; Conoidasida; Eucoccidiorida; Eimeriidae. The coding region runs from base 1 to 1194 and encodes 397 amino acids.
AUGUUACUCGUGGGCCUUGGGGCUGCUGCAGCGGCAAGUGCCGCAUGCAUGUUGCCGCUGCUGCUCUACUACCACUUCGUCGACAGGAAGAAGGACACUCCAAUUGCGGCUCUCUCCUUCUGCAGUACCCUCACAUUUGCUCUCCUUCUGGCCCUUCUCGUGCCUAUAGACAUCAUGCAGGCUUCCACAGUCAACUUUGCUACCCUACAGAAUGCUGAUAUCCCUCAAGAGUUGCAGCAGCCUCCAUCUGUUGCUGAGGCAGCUGCUGCAGCUCACGCGUCCAACACCGCGGCAGCCGCCUUUACCCCUGCGGGAGCCGCCGCCGCCGCUGCUGCUGCUGCUGGCUGGGCGGCACUUAAAAGGGCCUCCUUACCGCUCACCCCUGAUGUGUUGCAGCAGUUGUACCUUGGUCUGGGCAUUGCUGUCUUCCUCUGCUGCUUUAUACUGACACCUGCGGCUAUCUUCUAUGCAAAAGAGAGCGACAGGAGGCGGCUGCAGGACAUAGAUGAACUUGAAGCGUUUUCUUAUAAGGCUUCUUUUGCAGCGCUGAAGAAGACUGUUUUAUUCGUUGUGGCUGCGUGUGUGCUGCUUUUGCUGCUGCUGGCAGUGAGGCCUGGCAUGCCUCCCCCAGCUUUUUUGAGGCCCGAGGAGCCUGUUGCGCCACCGCAACGUUUGCAGCAGGAGCAGCAGGGAGUUAGUCCUGAUGAAAGGAGCUCUGCUGGCCUAAUGGCUGCAGCCGCAGCAGCAGCUUCUGCGGCUGCAGCCACGGCUAGUGCAGCUGCCGCUGCAGCAGCAGCAGCAGCACAGCGCGUGGACUCGGAUGCCGUACAACUGUACACAGCUCAGCUGCUGGGGGUUCAUAAGGCAGGAGUGGACUCUCUACUGUAUCUCGGAGCCUGCUUUCUUUGUGGGGCACAGGGGGUGUGGAUCAUUUUUGGGGCCUUCGGCGUGGCCUGUCUCCCAUUGGCGUGGCUUAAACGUCGGCCUUCCACUGAGCAGCAGCAGCAGCAAUUGGAGCACGCAAUAGCAGCAAUCCGCGAACAGCAGCGGUUGCUCCAGAACAAAUAUGCUGGCGGCCGCAAAAUGAGCCCCUUAGAUACCGAGACCUUCCAGCAUCUGCGCGCGCAGCAACGCAUCUGCAGCGAAAGGAAGUACAAGUUGCAGGUAUGGGGUCUUCUUGACAGUACCAUGUGA